CACACACACACACACUUCUAAUGAGCACUCCGGGGCUUAUACACAAUACUGUGAGUUGUUUAAAGAGAAGAGCGAUCAGACGGAAUAAGCUUUGAUCAAGAGUAGUGCUUCGAGGACUGUUGUCUCAACAUUUAUAAAUCCAUAAACAUCCUUCUGUGAGCCAUGCACCUGCUCUGUCAUCUGUUGUUCUUGACAAUGGCCUUUCACCUUGGUGUUGUCAUGGGUGGAAGAGCUCAGCGUAAACAAAGGCAGGCUGAAGAAAAGUUGAGGCCGUAUUUGGGCAGAGUGGAUCCGGAAUCACUGUGCCAGUUGUUGAAAUGUCACAGUCCUAUUGGUUCCUGGUGCCAAGUAGUAAAGGAGGGGGGAGUUCUCGCCCCUAAAUGUGUGUGUCCAAAGACCUGCCCACGGCAGGGGGCACCAGUGUGCAGCGUUUUAGGGAAGACGUACAGCAGCGAGUGUCUGCUUCACAAGGAGGCCUGCCGCAAAAAACGGCGCAUUGGCAAGGCACAUAGUGGAGUUUGUCUGGUGAGCAGGGCAGAGUGUUCUCAAGAAGAGUUCGGUCAGUUCCCGUACCGUCUGCUGGACUGGUUCUUACUCCUCAGCAGAAUGGGCGAGAGAUACACACCAGCGGCACCCUCGCAAAGCUGCCUCACACACACAGAGCGAACCCAGCUCGCACAGAGGAGGUUUGUUCUGUUGGAUCGUAACAGGGAUGGGAAGUUAAGCAGGAGAGAUCUGAGAAAGCUUCACUAUAAGCGGAUGCCACUGGAGCACUGCGCUCAAAGAUUCUUCCAGUCAUGUGACAAGAACAAGAAUAAGAAGGUGACCCUGAGGGAGUGGACAUCCUGUCUGGUUAACCGGUCAGAACGCUGGUUUCAGGAUUUCAUGUCCGUGAAGAUGGGGUCACCAAAGCUGUGUCCUGUCCCAGACAACAACCUUUAAAUUUAGAUGUUUUAUCUGUGUGGAAUUGUAUUUUAAAGUACUGAUGGAACAGAAUCCUGAUCUGGUCCAUUAUUGAUUAUCAAAAUCUGUAACUGUUUAUAUAUAUAUAUAUAUAUAUAUAUAAAUUAUUAUAAAUCCUUAAAGGUGCCCUAGAAUUAAAAAUUGAAUUUAUCUUGGCAUAGUUAAAUAACAAGUGUUCAGUACAUGGAAAUGAC
Megalobrama amblycephala (Wuchang bream) is the source of this 1157-nucleotide messenger RNA. RefSeq names its product SPARC-like 2 (gene sparcl2). The transcript is spliced from 9 exons. Bases 163 to 942 code for a protein of 259 amino acids. Gene Ontology annotation, molecular function: calcium ion binding; protein binding; collagen binding. Gene Ontology annotation, biological process: anatomical structure development. The record is from RefSeq and is a predicted model, not a curated record. NCBI's taxonomy places the organism in Eukaryota, Metazoa, Chordata, Actinopteri, Cypriniformes, Xenocyprididae.